AUGAUCGGCCGGACAGAGGCUAGGGCUGCUUCCUUCCCACCGCGUCCUUCCUUGUGUGUCGGAGAUAUAAAGCGAGUGCACCGGAACCGGAAAAGAACGGGAACUGGGUCGAUCUAUUCUAUGGCGAAGCAUCCGAAGCAUAACUGCACACUCACACGAUCUUUGCCGAGAGAUAGGAGCAUUCGGUGGAACCGGAGGGCGCCUGGGUAUGUUAUAGAAAAGGAAGGCAGAGGUAGUACUUCGAAUGGCGAAGAGAGGUGGCUCGGCAGGGAAGGAAUGGGAAAGAUCGUCAAGGAUGACUUAUUUGUUGGCGAAACGAAGGGCGCCUUCGGCUUAAGUGAUUCUCUGAGCCGGUCUGGAUUUCCAACGCCUCGGGAAACUGGUCGAGAUAGAUGA
Molecule: messenger RNA, 396 nt
Organism: Dovyalis caffra
Lineage: Eukaryota; Viridiplantae; Streptophyta; Magnoliopsida; Malpighiales; Salicaceae
Source: the annotation of a GenBank genome assembly